This is a messenger RNA of Nanorana parkeri, 1997 nucleotides long. It is a transcript of the gene HOXB3, whose product is annotated as homeobox B3. Gene Ontology annotation, cellular component: nucleus. The record is from RefSeq and is a predicted model, not a curated record. Gene Ontology annotation, molecular function: RNA polymerase II cis-regulatory region sequence-specific DNA binding; DNA-binding transcription factor activity, RNA polymerase II-specific. Gene Ontology annotation, biological process: regulation of transcription by RNA polymerase II. NCBI's taxonomy places the organism in Eukaryota, Metazoa, Chordata, Amphibia, Anura, Dicroglossidae. The transcript is spliced from 4 exons. The coding region runs from base 342 to 1517 and encodes 391 amino acids.
AUGUUGGGAGAAAAAAAAAAAAAAAGGUGAAAGCGUUUCUUGGAUCCUCCAGAGAAAGUCUGAAUUAAAGCAUCUAGUUAUUUUUCCCCCUUCUGUCGAAAAGUUCUACAAACAUGGCUAGGAAAUUCGAAGCCUUGAGAGCAGGAUCCGGUAUCGCUCAAGCUCCUUUCUGCUGUCUGUUCCUGUUGCUUAUCGGCAUAUACUGGACAAGAUUAUUCAACUGGUUGCCUUCAAACAAUACAGGGGAUAUCCGUGCCAGGUGACUGUGGGGUGCCAAUGUUAUUCUGUAAGGGUGGGGACACCCUCCGACUAGGUGACAAUACAUUUUGGGGAUCCGGGAGAUGCAGAAAGCAUCCUACUAUGACAACCCCGGUCUGUUUGGAGGCUACUCGUACCAGGGAGGCGGUUUGGGUUAUGAAGGGCCACAGCAGGCUUUUGCGGCUUCACCCCACCUCGAUAAUGACUUCCAGAGAUCAUCUUGCUCCCUGCAAUCCCUGGGACACAAUGGUCCACUGGCCAAACCGAAAAACCUAAACGGGAGCUGUAUGCGUUCUAGCCUGUCUUCUGAUCACCACCAGCCCUCCUCUCUUUCCCCCCAAGAGAACCCCACUGCUACUCCGAAUAACAAUAGCAGCAGCGGCCAGUCUGGAGCCAACAAGUCCUCCUCGGUGAAAACACAGGCCACCUCCAGUCCUGGCAACAAACAGAUCUUCCCAUGGAUGAAAGAGUCCAGGCAAGCCUCCAAGCAGAAAUCCAGUCCCCCCACCACAGCGGCAGAGAGCAGCAGUGGUGACAGGAGCCCCCCGGGUUCUUCUGCCUCCAAGAGAGCACGCACGGCCUACACCAGCGCACAGCUUGUGGAACUGGAGAAGGAGUUUCACUUUAACCGUUAUUUGUGUCGACCAAGGAGGGUGGAAAUGGCCAAUCUGCUGAACCUCAGCGAGAGGCAGAUCAAGAUUUGGUUCCAGAACCGCAGGAUGAAGUACAAGAAAGAUCAAAAGGUAAAAGGGAUGUCUUCAUCUUCUGGAGGACCAUCACCAACCAGCACUCCACCCCUCAGCAUGCAGUCCUCUGCAGGCUUCUUGGGAUCCAUGCAUUCAAUGACUGCUAAUUAUGAGACCCCUUCACCACCUCCCUUUAAUAACAAACCCCACCAAAAUGCCUACUAUCAGACCCCUGCAAAAGGUUGUCCUUCCCAGCAGAAGUAUGGAAACACUGCUCCAGAAUAUGACCACCAUGGCUUACAAGGGAAUGGGAGUAGUUAUGUGUCUCCUAAUAUGCAAGGGAGCCCAGUGUAUGUUGGGGGGAACUAUGUGGAUUCAGUGUCAGCACAAGGCCCUUCUCUGUAUAGCCUGAACCACCUUGCACACCAGACCAACAAUAUGGACUACAGUGGAGCUCCACCCAUGCCAACCAACCAGCAUCACGCACCUUGUGAACCCCACCCAACCUACACAGAGCUCUCUUCACAUCAUCAGGGAAGGAUCCAAGAAGCUCCUAAACUGACCCACUUGUGAAGAAGAAAUCAACAUUAUCUAGGAAAGAAAUAUAUUGGCAGACUGUGGGGUACCGAGCUAAGGCACUGCCUCUAAACGUAAAGAAGCACUUGUGUUGAUGUCUAAAUUUUUUAUUUUAUUCGUUUUUAUUUGUUUUAUUUAAUUUCAAACUCAAGGUAUUACAGGAUUCUUGCUGCACUGUAAUUUAAACCCAUGUUAUCAACACAAGUGCUUCUCAGGGCUGUAUUUUGGUCGUAGAAGUACCUGUUAUUAUCUUAAAUGGUAUAUAAUAGGCUCGUAAGAUUGACGUUUAUUACAUCACCCAUCCAGUUGAAAAGCCUUCCAGACGAAAAAUAAUGUAUCAGAAUAAGGUACUAGCCACUCCUACGUCUUCUGUAGAAUUCGAUAUUGAUUAAACUCCCAGUCCUGUGGUCACAGACAAAAUGUAUGCACAGAGUUGAUCUCAACUGUGUUUGAUUUGAAUGUGAUCUGUAGAUUAAA